UCGUGGUUUCCUGUGCGACAGUGUCGGCAUAUCCGCUUUGUCGAUGCCCGAGUGAACGUUGGAGAGUAAUGGCGGCGUGCCGGGGGUCUUCGUCGAAGUGGUUUUUCACCCGGGAGCAGCUCGAAAACACGCCGUCCCGCCGAUGUGGAGUAGAACCAGAUCGGGAGCUCUCCUACCGACAGCAAGCGGCAAAUCUGAUCCAAGAUAUGGGCCAGAGACUCAAUGUCUCUCAAUUAACAAUAAAUACAGCCAUUGUUUACAUGCAUAGAUUUUAUAUGCACCACUCUUUCACCAAAUUCCAUAGAAAUAUAAUAUCUCCAACCACCUUAUUCUUGGCCGCAAAAGUGGAAGAGCAACCUCGGAAACUCGAACAUGUGAUCAAAGUUGCACAUGCUUGCCUAAAUCCCCAAGAACCACCUCUUGACACGAAAAGUAAUGCAUACCUCCAGCAAGCUCAAGAGCUGGUGAUACUUGAAUCCAUAGUGCUGCAGACCCUGGGCUUUGAAAUUACUAUUGAUCACCCACACACUGAUGUGGUGAAAUGUUCCCAGCUAGUGCGAGGUAGAGGCUUCCUUCUUUGCUCUUUGUGCGCUCUGGUCUUGUUUGUCCCACCUCAGAUAUGGGUUGGGAGGGGGGUGAAAACCUUGCUGAUUUAAUGGUUACAUGACCACAUGGCUUGUUCUUUUGAUGACCUUUUGAGUUCAUUGUAUGACAUAGCACAUGAACAGUAACAUUUACUGACACUUAUUAGGCCAAGUACAAGACUGAUUUUUAAUAAUUUAAUUUAUGGGUUUUACCAUUUGAGUUCCCCAAUGAGGUCGGCAGAAAUGUAUAUACAAUAAAUAGUGAUAGUGAAUUCUUUAAAUAUUUUAAAUAUGUAUACAAAAUCUCAUGUAAACUGAUCAGAUUAAUGCCUUGAACUUUGCUCGACUGUUUAAAAAAGCCUUCAAUUACAUGUCUUUUAUUUUUGAAUCUGCUUAUAGUGAUUAAUUUGCCAAACUGAAUAUUUGUAAAAAUGCUAACAUAAUUUGAUCAUGAUACAAUAAUAUUUAUAGCAGUUCAUUAAUAAUAUUGAAUUAUCUCCCAGCUUUCCUUGCAGACUUAAUUUAGAAAAAUCAUCAAGCUUACUGAAAGUUUCCAAAAUAUAGCAACAGUUUUAUGCCAUGUGUUGUUUUCAGUCUUGGUCUUGGUUUAAUCAGUAGAAUGAAAAUUAACUUAAAAAAGGCAGACAUUCAGUUCCUGUCCUAAUGAUAAUAAAAUGCUUUGGCUUGCAGAAAUGGUAAUCUUUUUUUCCCUUCCCUAUCUUUCUCUUUUUCU
Messenger RNA from Xiphias gladius (swordfish), 1317 nucleotides. RefSeq names its product cyclin-T2-like. Gene Ontology annotation, cellular component: nucleus; cyclin/CDK positive transcription elongation factor complex. Gene Ontology annotation, molecular function: cyclin-dependent protein serine/threonine kinase activator activity. The transcript is spliced from 5 exons. Lineage: Eukaryota; Metazoa; Chordata; Actinopteri; Istiophoriformes; Xiphiidae. Bases 69 to 656 code for a protein of 195 amino acids. Gene Ontology annotation, biological process: positive regulation of DNA-templated transcription, elongation; regulation of transcription by RNA polymerase II. The record is from RefSeq and is a predicted model, not a curated record.